Molecule: messenger RNA, 454 nt
Organism: Nicrophorus vespilloides
Lineage: Eukaryota; Metazoa; Arthropoda; Insecta; Coleoptera; Silphidae
Gene: Apf
Product: bis(5'-nucleosyl)-tetraphosphatase [asymmetrical]
Exons: 2
Coding region: 1-420 (139 amino acids)
Biological process (GO): ATP biosynthetic process; AMP biosynthetic process
Molecular function (GO): bis(5'-nucleosyl)-tetraphosphatase (asymmetrical) activity
Source: RefSeq, a predicted model, not a curated record
AUGGGAAAGGUAGCAGCAGGAUUUGUGGUGUUUAGAAGGAUUUCAAAUGAAAUUCAAUAUUUAAUGAUGCAAACGUCUUAUGGACAACAUCAUUGGACACCACCAAAAGGUCAUGUUGAUCCUGGUGAAACUGAUGAAAUGGUGACAGCCUAUAGGGAAACUGAGGAAGAAUCUGGAUUGCUUAAAAGCGAUUUGAAGGUACUUUUAGAUACCAAAAAAGUGCUUCAAUAUGAUGUGAAUGGAAAACCCAAGACAGUCAUCUAUUGGUUAGCUGAAUUAAUAAAUCCAGAAGCCAAAGUUAUAUUAUCAGAGGAACAUCAGGACUUUAAAUGGUUAAAUUUAAUUGAAGCUUGUAAAUAUGGAAACUAUAAGGAUAUGCAAGACAUGUUGAAUUAUUAUGAUAAUCUAUUAAAAAAUUGAUUGUUUCAUCUCAAUAAAAUUUAAUGUUAUUAGU